AUGACUCGUUUCCGUCCUUGUAUAGAUCUUCACGCUGGCCAGGUCAAGCAGAUCGUAGGCGGCACGCUUACAGAGAAAGACAGCGACCUCAAAACGAAUUAUGUCUCCCAGCAUUCUGCAGCUUACUAUGCGAACCUUUACAAAGAGACCAACUGUCUCGGCGCACACGUGAUCAUGCUUGGUCCAGGAAACGACGAUGCUGCUCGUGAAGCACUUUCUGCGUGGCCGGGCAAACUGCAGGUCGGUGGUGGCAUCACAGACCAGAAUGCACAACAAUGGAUUGAUGCUGGUGCUGAAAAGGUAGGCUUGCGACGAUCCGAGGCUGAGACCAGAAUAUCGGAGCUGAUGACUGAGAAGUGGCGCAAGGACGAUACCUGGUUCGUAGCUAUGAACAAAUGGCAGACCAUGACUGAAAUGGAGAUAACCAAAGACACAAUAGCGAUUCUUCAACCCUUCUGUUCUGAGUUUCUGGUUCAUGCCGCCGACAACGAAGGCCUCCAAGCAGGAAUCGACCACGAGCUUGUCGCCAAGUUAGCGGAGUGGUGCACCAUCCCAGUCACUUAUGCAGGCGGAGCUCGAACAGUGGAAGAUCUAGAGCUCGUACGAGCAGCCAGUGAUGGCAAAGUUGAUCUCACAAUCGGCAGUGCCCUAGACGUUUUUGGUGGAGAAGGGGCCAAGUUCGUAGAUUGUGUGGCUUGGAACAGUGUACAGGAGGGCUUUACGUAG
Molecule: messenger RNA, 726 nt
Organism: Lithohypha guttulata
Lineage: Eukaryota; Fungi; Ascomycota; Eurotiomycetes; Chaetothyriales; Trichomeriaceae
Gene: HIS6
Product: Enzyme that catalyzes the fourth step in the histidine pathway
Exons: 3
Coding region: 1-726 (241 amino acids)
Biological process (GO): L-histidine biosynthetic process; L-tryptophan biosynthetic process
Cellular component (GO): cytoplasm
Molecular function (GO): 1-(5-phosphoribosyl)-5-[(5-phosphoribosylamino)methylideneamino]imidazole-4-carboxamide isomerase activity
Source: RefSeq, a predicted model, not a curated record